GACUAGAAGCGUCGAGAUGACACUUUGACAGGUCAGACGGCCAUUGGCAUCGUUUAAUGUUUAUGAACGGCUAUCGCGAUCGGUGAAAGAGCCCGCACCCAACAUGAGCCCUUGGGCGACGACGGGCACCGACAGCAGUGGCGCGCGAGGGCCGGAGACACGGGACGCGUCGUGAGCCGCGGCGCCAUGGAGCGCGCCGUCGUGCGCUCGAGCGCCAGGCUCAGCGGCGGCGGCGGCGGCCCCAGCAAGAGCGGCGGCGGCGGAGACAAGGCCAGCAGCCGGGCCGAGGCGGCGCGCCGGGCGGCCGCGGCGGCGCUGGCGGCCGAGCGCCGCGCGAGGGCCCGCCAGCGCGCCGAGGAGGUGGAGGACAGCCCGAGCGUGCUGCGCGACAAGUGCCGAGAGCUGGCGCGAGUCGUGCGCCAGGCCAAGCAUCUCGUGGUGUACACGGGAGCGGGGAUCAGCACAGCGGCCGACAUCCCCGACUACCGCGGCCCGCACGGCGUGUGGACGAGGCUGCAGCGCGGAGAGGACAUCGGUCGCGUGGAAGUAUCCCGCGCGCAGCCCACUUUCACGCACAUGGCGCUGGCGGCGCUGGUGGCGCGCGGGCUGUGCAAGUUCGUGGUGUCGCAGAACUGCGACGGGCUGCACGUGCGCUCCGGCCUGCCGCGCCGCUCGCUCGCCGAGCUGCACGGAGACAUGUUCGCCGAGCGCUGCGCCGCGCCGAGGUGCCGCGCCGUGCUGCUGAGGGCCUUCGAUACUACGCAGCGCACGCGGCGUUAUUCUCACGGCACCCGCCGCACGUGUCCCGUCCCGCGCUGCGGGCGGCCACUGCGCGACACGAUCGUGCACUUCGGCGAGCGGGCACGCGCCGCGUGGCCGCUCAACUGGGCCGGCGCGCUCCGGCACGCCGCCGCCGCCGACGUCAUCCUGUGUCUCGGCUCCAGCCUCAAGGUGCUCCGACGCUACCCUCGCUUGUGGUGCAUGGCGCGGCCGGCUCGCGCGCGCCCGCGCCUCUACAUCGUCAACCUGCAGUGGACGCCCAAGGACACCGCUGCCGAGCUCAAGAUCAACGCGCGCUGCGACUCGGUGAUGCGCGAGCUGGCGCGGCGCCUGCGCGUGCGCGUGCCGCGCUACCGGCGCUCGCGCGACCCGCUGCUCGCGCACGCCACGCCGCUCGCGCCCGCCGAGCGCCACACCUGCUCGCGGCCCGUGCUCGCCGAGCCCGAGCCCGAGCCCGAGCCGGACGACAGCGCCAGCUCCGAGCCUUCCGAGUUCGACUCCUCCUCCGCGUCGGAUUCCGACGACGCGUUGCCGUUGAGGCGGCUGCAGGAGCGCUUGCGUGGCUCUCGGCCGAGAGCCAAUGGCCCCUCGAGCCCUGUAGCGAGGGCCGACGGACCUCGGGGCCCCGUGGCGAGGCUCAACGGACCUUCGGGGCCCGGGGCGAGGCUCGACGGACCUUCGGGGCCCGGGGCGAGGCUCGACGGACCUUCGGGGCCCGGGGCGAGGCUCGACGGGCCCCGGUGUCAAAGAGGCCCGCCGGAUCGACUACGUGACCUACAGUUUCCUGAACGGCCUCGGCCGCUAUCACAAAUGGAGGGCCUCCGUGAGGCGCCGCGCCCGGUGCCGGGGCUCAAAAGACUUCAGCGUCCGGCGGAACGCUCGAGUGACUCAAAUUUUCCGGUCGAAGGGCUCCGUCCACGAUCCCCGACGCCGCGCUUGCGAGACCGACAGUACCCGGCGGAGCGAUUGCGAAAUCUAGAAACCUCGGCGAAUUACCAGCGAGGCCGAAACGUCCCGGAAACUGACUUGCGGCGCCCACAAUUUCCAGAGGAGCGCCUGCGAGAUCGACAGCCCCUAUUGGACCGCUUGCAAAAUCGAGAGUGCCCGGCAGAUGGCUUGCGAGACCCACAAUUUUUAGCGGAGCGUCUGCGAGGUCCACGGUCCCCGACGGAGCGCUUACGGAGUCCUGAUACCCUGGCGGACCGCUUACGUGACCCAGAGAUGUUGGAGCCUGAAGAAAAGAAGCCCAAACUGGAGAACGGCAUUUGUGCAGUGGUUAAAGAGGAACACCUGAGAUCUUUUGAGGUGUCACUCGCCGACGGGUCGGCGCGCAUCCUCCUACACGCCGCGCACGCGCCCGAACCCAAGGAGGAGGAGGACGAGGGCGGCGGCCUCGGCCUCCCGCGGUCUCGGCCUCCGCGGCCCCGAGACCGCAGCGCGGGCCUGCUCAAACUCGGCCCCAAACCUGCCGUCAAAGAGGAGGAUUCGGAAAGCGAGGCCUCUCGGGCCGCCGCGGCUUUUAUAGCGCGGGCCGUGUUCAUGUGCAGAGGGAAGCUGUACUCCGGCCUGCACACGAUCCUGGGUCCGGCGCCGGCGCCGGAGCCGGCGGGCGCGUGCGGGUGGUGCUGGCGGCGGCUCGGCAGCCGGCGCUGCCUGUGGUACCCGGCGCGGGACCCGCGGGCGGCCGGCCGCGUGUGGCGGCGCGUGCGCGGCCGGCGCUACCUGUGCACGUGCUGCCCGAGGGACGGCGCGGACGCCUCCAGCGCCGACGAGGGCGGCGAGGGGGGGUGGUAUGGGAAGGGCUACCGGAAGGGCCGGAAGAAGAAACGGUAGCGGGACCCGGGCGCCCGGUCGCGCCUCUGUAAAUAUUUAUAUUUAUUUUUUUAAAGAGCGAAGGACGAACGGUUGUGAUCGAAGUGCUGACCUGAUUAGUUUAAUGUGCCUCGAAUGUACUUAGUGCGGCCGAGUGAGGGUCCUCGUGGCUUUGAAGACGACUCGCGUUGGGCCGCACAUACUUGUAUAGAGGCCGUCCGAGCUGACUUUGCGCCGACUUGAACGGACCGAAGCGAGGGAGUUUCAUUAUAAACGUCAAAUAUUUACAGAAAUUUUACAUUCAUGAUGACACCGCGUUAGCUUGGCUCGACUCUAAUCGAAUGACAUUGAAGUGUAGCGGCUUGUAUGCCGUGCCGCCUGCGAGGGGCGAUUUAUGAACAAACUACUAUUAGUCACAAACGAACAAAUCUUGAUGAAUGUGUGUUUAAUGAUUGAAUUUUAAUUACGGAUACUUAAAUUAAACGAUUGAACAAUGUAAUUAUAAUAUCUAAUUGUAAUGAAUUUGAACUGAAUUUUGUAUAAGUGAGGGUAAUCUUAGAACAUGCAUGGACAAAUUGUGUCAAAAUUUUAAUACAUGAAUUAAAAUAAUUAAGUGAACAAA
Cydia splendana is the source of this 3214-nucleotide messenger RNA. RefSeq lists its product as uncharacterized. The transcript is spliced from 7 exons. Gene Ontology annotation, molecular function: histone H3K18 deacetylase activity, NAD-dependent; NAD+ binding. Gene Ontology annotation, cellular component: chromatin; nucleus. Lineage: Eukaryota; Metazoa; Arthropoda; Insecta; Lepidoptera; Tortricidae. The coding region runs from base 187 to 2613 and encodes 808 amino acids. The record is from RefSeq and is a predicted model, not a curated record.